This is a messenger RNA of Orbicella faveolata, 6769 nucleotides long. RefSeq names its product activating signal cointegrator 1 complex subunit 3-like. The record is from RefSeq and is a predicted model, not a curated record. NCBI's taxonomy places the organism in Eukaryota, Metazoa, Cnidaria, Anthozoa, Scleractinia, Merulinidae. Gene Ontology annotation, molecular function: ATP binding; ATP hydrolysis activity; nucleic acid binding.
GGGGGCUCAGGCUAAAGAGAAAAAUGGCGGACGAACAGAGAAGUUUCACAGUUUUGGUGAAAUUCUGUUGAUGUCUGCACAAAAUGCCUCCAAUAGAACUUCCAAGAUUAACAGGCUCCUUGCGAGCUUUCUCAGGGCUAUCGUCCCCACACUCACGUCCACCAGAAAAUGGCGAUGACUUGAAGAGAAAGCGGGAACUGAGAUCGAAGAAGCAGCUGGAAAAAAUUUUAUCUUGGUCAGAAUUAAAAGGUUUGAUUUUAGACGCGACGAGUUUCGGUAAAAAUGCUACUCAUGAGGUGAAGACAUUGUUAAAGGAGCUUGUUCACACUUCGGCUGAAAUUGUUGGUAAAGAUUCAUCAGGUGAAGCUGUGGAAAGUGCAACAGUAUUUGUUUUCACAACUUUGAAGGAUGCAAGUCACAUUGGAAAAAUUGAAAGUGCCAAACUAAAAAGUGUUUUUGGAGCAUUUCCAGCUUCAGCAGCAACCAAAGCUUGUCAUAUCAUUCAGAACAUAAUUUUACUGCUUCCUGAGGAAUGCUUGGCACUCAUUGACAAGAGAAAUGAAGAGAAACAUGAAGAACCUUUGAAGGAGUUUGGCAGUGACAUAAAAUUUGCUCCAUUUAAGAGUAAAGUUGUAUCAUUAGAUGAUGCAUUGCUUUCUGAUUCUGAGGAAGAAAAUGUUGAGACUCAAAUGGAUUUUCCAACAAUCAGGGAAGAACAAAUACCUUCGAGGGAUACCUCAAGUGCAGGGACAAAUAACAAAGAUGAAAUCAAUGGAUCAUGGCUAAGAAACCAGUGUGAACAUUAUUUUGGUGAUAGUAGCUGUGGUGUGUCAGUUCUGGAUCUUUGUUCAGCGCUCUUUGACAUUCUCAGCUCUGAUAGAGAUGACGAAGCUAUUCAGAAUGAGGUAUUUGAGCUUCUUGGGUUUGAUCGGUUUGAAUUCAUUCAAACACUCCUUGCUAACAGACACAGGAUAGUUAUAGCAACUUCUGAAAGUGCUUCUGAUUUGAAUGAAGGCAAAGAGAGCGGUAGAGUGAAGUCCACAACAGGUCCAAGCAAGCCUUUGUAUGGAUGUCAAGUCACCGUGCAGUCUGAACAAGAGAAGCAGCUGAUGCGACAGGUAAGGAAGGAAGGAAGAAAGGAAGAACGACGCCAGGCUCGUAGAGACAGGAAUGCACCUGCAGAUGAACAGGAUAUUGAUCAAGAAGCUUAUCUCAGAGCAGUUGGCUUUGAUCCUGACUCAAUGAAAACUCAGAGGGAGAUCGCUCUCCAAGUAGCGUCCAGUGCCCCCUUGUUCUCACGGCCAAAGAGAAGUGUUCAGCCCAAUCAGGUGUAUCCAUAUGUGUUUGAUGCUUUGGCUGACACACAUCGAGCGACAGCUUUUAUUUCAGACACCAAGAUUGCCCUGCCUGCUGAUGCUAAACGAAAAAACACAAAAAUGUAUGAAGAGGUUGUUGUUCCUCCAAACACGCCCUUACCACCAAGGGAAGGAGAAACUCCCAUUCCUAUUUCAUCUUUAGACGAGAUUGGGCAAAUGGGAUUUCAAGGGAUGAAGCGGCUUAACAGAAUUCAGUCCAUUGUAUUUGACGCAGCAUACAACACAAACGAAAACCUGUUGAUAAGUGCACCAACUGGUGCAGGCAAAACCAACAUUGCCAUGUUGACGAUCUUAAGGGAAAUUAAACAAAACAUCGAGGAAGGAGUGAUCAAGAAGGAUAAGUUUAAGAUCAUUUAUGUGGCCCCUAUGAAGGCACUCGCAGCUGAGAUGGUUCAAAACUUUGGCAAGCGGCUGGCCUCGCUGGGGAUUGCAGUACGUGAGCUUACUGGUGAUAUGCAGCUCACAAAAUCCGAAAUCCUCAAGACUCAAAUGUUAGUAACCACGCCUGAAAAAUGGGACGUGGUGACGCGUAAGAGCACAGGGGACGUGGCACUAGCCCAGCUUGUGAAGUUGUUGAUUAUUGAUGAAGUCCAUCUCUUGCAUGACGACAGAGGCUCAGUUAUUGAGUGUUUGGUAGCCAGGACUCUGCGACAAGUUGAAUCAUCUCAGAGCAUGAUCAGAAUCGUGGGUUUGUCAGCAACACUUCCCAAUUACAUCGACGUGACGCACUUCCUGCGGGUCAACCCGUACGAGGGCCUGUUUUUCUUUGACGGGCGUUUUCGUCCCGUCCCGCUCGGCCAAACGUUUAUCGGGAUCAAGAGCCAAGGUCACGUGAAACAACUACAUGACAUGGACACGAUUUGCUACGAAAAGGUUUUGGAGAACGUUGAACAAGGACAUCAGGUUAUGGUUUUUGUGCAUGCGCGGAAUGCAACCGUCAAGACAGCACUGACGUUACGAGAGAUGGCAGCCAAUCAGGGAGACGCUACUUUGUUCCAUGCCCCACAGAGUCCUGAGUUUGGACAGGCUGAAAAACAGGUGAUGAGAUCACGAAACAAGCAGUUACGAGAACUGUUUCCAGAUGGCUUCAGUAUUCAUCACGCUGGUAUGUUGCGGCAGGAUCGUACCAUGGUCGAACAGUUGUUCUCACGUGGUCUGAUCAGGGUUCUGGUGUGUACUGCGACUCUGGCCUGGGGUGUUAAUCUGCCAGCCCAUGCUGUGGUCAUUAAGGGCACACAAGUUUAUGACGCCAAGAAAGGCUCGUUUGUCGAUAUUGGUAUCUUAGACGUGCUUCAAAUCUUUGGUCGAGCUGGACGUCCUCAGUUCGAUAAACAAGGCGAGGGUAUCAUCAUCACUUCACACGACAAACUCAGCCAUUAUCUGGCGCUUCUCACAAGACAGUCACCGAUUGAGAGUCAGUUCAUCUCCAGUCUUACUGACAGUUUGAACGCCGAGAUUGCCCUUGGUACAGUAACCAAUGUCGAUGAAGCAGUUGAGUGGCUCAGCUACACGUAUUUAUACAUUCGAAUGCGCGUAAAUCCACUGGCUUACGGCAUCCCUUACGGAACCAAAGAGGAUGACCCUCUUCUACUUGGACACCGCAGAGAGCUGAUUGUUAAUGCAGCACGUCAUUUGGACAAAGCGAAGAUGGUGCGGUUUGACCAGCGGACUGGAUAUCUGAACUCUACUGACCUGGGAAGAACUGCUAGUCACUUCUACAUCAAGUACGAUACGAUAGAGGUAUUCAACGAGAUGUUCAAAGAACACAUGCCAGAACCUGAAGUGUUAGCCAUGUUGUCUCACUCACAGGAAUUUGAACAAGUCAAGGUUAGUACGUGUACUAGAUUCUGCAGUCUACACGCGCAGUAUCAACAGCCUUGCGAGAAAAAUAGAGGAUCUGGACAUAAGAUCUUGAUCGUGGCCGUAUUUAUUUCUCACUGGCAUUUUGCCUAUAUCGUUUUUCCUUUCCAGGUUUUAGCCGAGGACGAACAGACACUGGUUUUCACUAUUCCGAUCUUCGAGCCAUUGCCGUCCCAGUAUUACGUGCGAGGCGUGUCGGACCGGUGGCUUGGCUCGGAAGUUGUGUGUGCUCUGUCUUUCAAGCACCUCAUUUUGCCCGAAAAACAUCCGCCACACACUGAAUUGCUUGAUCUUCAACCUUUGCCUAUUACCGCUCUGAAAUGCAAGGAGUACGAGCAGCUUUAUCCAUUCACACAUUUCAAUCCAGUUCAGACGCAAGUAUUUCACACGGUGUACCACACAGAUCAUAACGUGUUACUUGGUGCACCCACUGGAUCCGGUAAAACACUGGCCGCUGAACUGGCCAUAUUCCGUAUCUUCAAUCAGUAUCCAGGAACUAAGGCCGUUUACAUCGCUCCUUUAAAAGCUUUGGUUCGCGAAAGAAUGGACGAUUGGAAAGUUCGUUUUCAGCAGAAACUCGGAAGAAGUGUUGUGGAGUUAACUGGAGAUACCACCCCAGACAUGCGUGCUGUCGCCAAAGCGGAUGUCAUUGUCACCACCCCUGAGAAAUGGGACGGUAUCAGUCGAAGCUGGCAGACACGUAACUACGUCAAGGCGGUCACUCUGUUAGUGAUUGAUGAGAUUCAUUUGCUGGGUGAAGAGAGAGGACCUGUUCUGGAAGUCAUCGUGUCACGGACCAACUUCAUCUCCUCGCAUACGGAGAAAACCGUUCGUGUGAUUGGUUUGUCAACUGCUUUGGCCAAUGCAUCCGACCUGGCUGACUGGCUGGGAAUAGAACAGGCAGGAAUGUUUAACUUCCGGCCCUCAGUUCGCCCAGUCCCCUUGGAGGUGCACAUUUCCGGCUAUCCCGGCAAGCACUAUUGUCCGCGCAUGGCAACAAUGAACAAGCCCACCUUUGCCGCCAUUCGCACCCAUUCCCCCACCAAGCCAGUGCUGGUGUUUGUUUCGUCAAGACGACAGACGCGACUCACUGCUCUGGAGCUGAUCUCUUUCUUAGCUGCUGAAGACAAUCCUAAGCAAUGGCUGCACAUGCCUGAAACUGAGAUGGAAUCUUUGAUUCAAACAGUCAAGGACAAUAACCUCAAGCUGACUUUGUCGUUUGGUAUCGCGCUGCAUCACGCGGGUUUACACGAGAGAGACAGGAAGAUCGCAGAGGAGCUGUUUGUCAAUCAAAAGAUUCAGAUUUUAAUAGCUACCAGCACUCUAGCCUGGGGUGUGAACUUCCCGGCUCACUUAGUGGUCGUAAAAGGCACGGAGUACUAUGACGGCAAGACAAGAAGGUACGUGGAUUUCCCAAUCACAGACGUACUGCAGAUGAUGGGACGCGCAGGGAGACCACAGUAUGACGAGCAUGGGGUGGCUGUGAUCCUGGUUCAUGACAUCAAGAAACACUUCUACAAGAAGUUUCUGUAUGAGCCAUUUCCUGUUGAGUCCAGUUUGCUCGAAGUGCUUCCAGAUCACUUGAAUGCAGAAAUCGUAGCGGGUACGAUCACGUCAAAACAAGAUGCCAUGGAUUAUCUCACUUGGACUUACUUCUUUCGACGCCUGCUGAUGAACCCGAGUUAUUAUGAGCUGGAAGACACGGCCAAUGACUCGGUGAACAAGUUUCUCUCUGCCUUGGUGGAGGAUGCCUUGAAGGAGGUGGAGAAUUCUGCGUGUGUGGAGAUUGGUGAGGACGGUUUGUCGACAACUCCGACCACUCUCGGGAGAAUCUCUUCGUACUACUACUUAAGCCACUUGACACUGCGCAUGUUCCAUGAGCGGUUACACGCUGACUGCAGUCUGUCGGACCUCAUCCAGAUUCUAGCGGACGCUGAAGAAUACACUCAGCUGCCAGUUCGUCAUAAUGAAGACAUCAUUAACAGCGACCUCGCGCCCAGUCUCCCUCUGGAAGUGGACCCUCAGACGUUCGACAGUCCCCACACCAAGGCACAUCUGCUGUUCCAGGCGCAUUUCUCGAGACUACCACUGCCCAGCACCGACUACCUAACAGACACAAAUUCAGUUCUUGAUCAAGCUAUUAGGAUAUUGCAGGCAAUGAUUGACGUCUCUUCAGCUGAAGGCUGGUUAGCAACAGCGUUACGGUGUAUGCAUCUUGUGCAGAUGGUGGUUCAAGGGCGUUGGCUUAAUGACUGCACCCUCCUCACACUGCCGUGCGUCGAUCCAGAUCUGCUGUCGCUCUUCAGAAUGGAUGGUCGUUCUUUAGAUUGUCUCCCUGAGCUCUUAGACGCCGUUAGAGGCGAGAGAAAAGUAUUGAAUGCAAUGUUGGGAGACGCGCUGAGUCCAGGAGAAAUAAACCAGGUAUUUGACAUGUUAGGUCGUCUGCCCCAAAUCAGUGUGAAAUUGAAGGUGCGUGGAGUCUGGGCCGAGAACCAGGAAGGUAUGAAGGAAAGUAAAGUCAUCAAUACUAAAGAGACCAAGGGGAUCGUGAGAGACUGGGUGCCAGUACAUGCCGAGCAGGAGUAUGUCAUCUUGAUUGAAAUCACCAAGGAGUUUUGCGGUUUUAAGCGGUCCAACACAAAAGCUCAUGCGCCUCACUUUCCCAAAGUCAAAGACGUUGGCUGGUGGGUGAUCCUUGGCGAGAUGGACUCGGGCGAGCUAUUGGCGGUGAAGAGAGUGGGUCAAGUGCGCUCGUCUAGUACCGUCCCUUUAUCAUUCUACACGCCUGAGGACCUGGGCAGGAAGUUCUACACAGUGUAUCUCAUCAACGACGCUUACCUGGGAAUGGACCAGCAAUAUAAUGUUCCUCUAGAGAUUAUCGAGUCUGAUAUCUCUAGUCAAGUUAACACGGAGGUUAACUUUGACAAAUAAUGAAUCCCCCGUCAAAUGCUAGCUCUUUGUGUUGAAUAUUUGAUGUAUAGAAAAUGUGAAAUAUGUAGUUCAGACCGCCCGUUCAAAUCUUUACUAAUUUAGGUAAGCAAGAAUCUCAUCAACGGUCUAUAAAGUACGCAUUCUGUGCAGUCUGAAUUUACAGUGAUACGCCCAAUUGCAAAUAUUUUUCCAUAUGCGUGGCAGCACUAAUGUGGCACCGUGGAAAUGUGCGGCGUUUGCAAUACCCCUCUACUGUUUUCUGGUAUUUCGUCUAUUUGUUUAUUAUUUCAAACAAUUAUUUUAAGAUCUGAAGUUUUUUUAUGCAACAAAAUCAAUGCGUGUUUUGCUUGCAUCGUUUGGGUCACUUCCACGGAGUAAUCCAUUUCUAAAUUCUGUUUUUCUCGCGGUUGACUCGCGGUUAUUUUCACUUAAAUAUUAUAACUCGACAAAUGAAUUAUUAAUGCUCAGAGUAACCUGCACAAAGGACCGUCAAAUCGAAAGAUUAAAAAAUAUACACAUUAAAGAUGUUCAGAUUAUAUUUGUAAUAUGAAGAGGUUCACUGAAUCAUUUGCAAAAUAUUGUAAGUGCUUUUUGUUGUUGUU